Neocloeon triangulifer is the source of this 1813-nucleotide messenger RNA. Its product is annotated as sodium channel modifier 1-like. Bases 121 to 873 code for a protein of 250 amino acids. Lineage: Eukaryota; Metazoa; Arthropoda; Insecta; Ephemeroptera; Baetidae. Gene Ontology annotation, biological process: RNA splicing. The transcript is spliced from 6 exons. Gene Ontology annotation, cellular component: nucleus. The record is from RefSeq and is a predicted model, not a curated record.
CUGGCAAAUUUUGGAACCAUGGAAAAACGCCGCUAGCCUGAGCUGCCAAAGUGCGUGUUACCGAUAUAUUUUUCUAUUUCCGUUCGGUCUUCAGUCGGUUUCAAAGAGUCGAUCGAAAAAAUGUUUCGCCGAGAAGGUGCUGACGAUCUCUCGCUGAUCAACCAUUUGCAGCAUCGCAACGUAGCUGAGCUGCUAAGCACACACAUUCCUGACCAUGAAGCUCUUUUACUGAGUGAUGGAAAGCUGACUUGUGUAAUUUGCUCAAACAGACCGGUUUUUGACACUAUCGAGGUGCUUGCUAUCCAUCGCUCUGGAAAAAAACACAUACAAGAGCUGGCAAAGCACUUGCAUCACAAAGCCGAGUUGGAGACGAAAGCUACCCAAGACUCAAAAGAGUCGCAUGUGCUGGCCGGACUGACCACCAAAGACUUGGCCACCUCGGAACUGCUUCGAAGAACUCCGAGCAACAGUCGCAGGUUCAACCAGUCCAGACGCCUUUCAAUCGAAACUGCCACACCUCAGACCAACGUCCUGACGACUCCUCCGGACACAACCUUCAACCCUAACAACCUGGUUCGCAAAUACCUUCGCAGCAUCGAGCGCAGUCGUUCCAUCGCCAAGACCAUCGAAGAGUCCAGGGACAGCUAUGGGGAAAUUAUGUCCUCCGCCAACCAGAGCACUGCUGAGGAGGGACCUUUGGUUAGGCCCAGAGGCGUCAAAAGGAAAAAAUCGGCCUCGGAGCCAACAAAAGAGAUGCAGACUGAUCCUGAAAACAGGAGUGGCUGGAAGGUGAACAAAGAGGGCAAGUGGGAGAGAGACCCUGAGGCUGAGUUUGAAUCAGACGAGGAUGAAGAGGAUGAAGAAGAAAUUUGAGCAACUGAUUUAAUUCCUACAGUAAGUUACUAUUUUGCUGAUGAUUCCGUUGUGCCUUAAUCGUGAAUUGGUGUUAUCGUAAAACUUCAAACCAUGGCAAUUAACUAAAAAUAUAAUCUUCAAAACUGUCUUAAUAUUCCAACGACUUUCAAUAUAUUUUUAUAAAACAAGCAAUAGGAACCACAAAUUCUUUAUUUUUUCAUUCCAAGUUACAGUUCGGCGAGCAGUCUUUAAUAUGAAUUUAUCGUUUUGAAUGCUGGACAGUCAGUUGCAAUGACACAGAGUUUAUUUUAGUAAUAUGUAUGCGCUUUUUUUAUUUGAUGGCUCUGGUCAAAAAGUCUCAAUUCAUGUCGCAGGCUUCGCUAACUUGCUACUAUUUGAAAGAAUUUAAAAAUGCUGCUUUCUCUACUAAAGAAUUUUGAUUGAAUUAAUUUUUUGCAUUCCCAAAACUUUUGGACGCCAAAAUUUUACAAAAAUCAAUGUUCAUCAUUGAAUAUCGUAUUAUUGCUGUGAGGGCAAAGGAAUUUUUGCAUAAAAAAUACUAAAAAUUUUUAUCUGUCUGUAUCGGUCUGUAUGCUUUUCUGCUGCCAGCGCUGCUGUUUUAUGCUUAAUUUUAAAGUGGCAACAAAAUGAGACAAUUUCACAUUAUUAAUUAAAUGUAACAACUUCCAAGUUAAUUUUUAUUGCAUUGGUUGCUUUGAAUAUACAAUUUGUAAAGAAAACAAACUAUUCACUUUUUAGAGGUGCGAGUUUCAAUCUAUUGUAUUUUAAAGUUUCGGAACGAUCAAGAACAUUAAAAACUCUACUUCUGCGUGCAUUUUUAAUAUCUGGCACUCCAAAUUCCUUAACCAGAGAGCGACUGGGGUACGUCCACUUGUCUGCAUCAUUAUUUAUAAAAACAUGUCCAGUGAUGUUGAUCUCCCCUGGCACCCGAAGGGUA